AAAAUUUGCCAAUAAUCUUCAAAGAGAAACCAACCAGAUUCAAGAAUGGCUAAUGGGGAGCUUAGAUCUGUAGCAUCAAUGCUUUUGGGGCUAAAUUUCUGCAUGUAUCUUAUAGUUGUGGCCAUUGCUAGCUGGGCUACUAACAACGCCAUUAAUGAAGGCUUCUUCAUCGCUCCAGGAUUGAGUUUCCCCCCACAAUUCUCUCCCAUAUGUUAUUCCAUGGGGAAUGCCGCCACGGGAUUCUUGGCCGUGUUUUCCCUGAUAGCCGGGGUGGUUGGAGUUGCAUCUGUCAUAGUUGGCAUCGACCAUAUCCGUCAUUGGGACUUUGACAGCUUGCCUUCUGCUACUUCUGCAGCAGCUGUUGCCUGGAGUCUUACUGCCCUUGCCAUGGGAUUUGCCUGGAAAGAGAUUGAACUCCAAAGUAGAAACGCCAAACUGAGAACAACAGAAGCCUUUCUGAUUAUCCUAACUGUUACACAACUGGUGUACAUAGCAGUCAUCUGUGGCGCCUCCGGCACAACCAGGAGAUAAAAAGAAGAUGAAUUUCAGAAUCGUAUCAAAGAUUGUUUGCAUAUAUAGCAUCUCAUAAUUCCUUUGUUUCUGCAUUCUUUUUCCAUUUCCAUUUUGCCAUGUUCUACCCAUUGGAAUUGUACAAAAUGUUGAGCAUAUAAUAUAUAAAACAUAAUUGCGUAGUU
Molecule: messenger RNA, 695 nt
Organism: Ipomoea nil (Japanese morning glory)
Lineage: Eukaryota; Viridiplantae; Streptophyta; Magnoliopsida; Solanales; Convolvulaceae
Exons: 4
Coding region: 46-531 (161 amino acids)
Source: RefSeq, a predicted model, not a curated record